GCUGGAUCUUUGCUUACCACAUGCACACAUACCGGUACCCCAUGUCACCCAUGCAACAGCCGCGCCGCCGGCCGACCGACCAUCGCAUCGUCACUGCGCCAAUCGACGAAAAGUUAUUAGCUCCGCAGAAAUAGACGACUGUUCGCACACACCUCAGCAGUAUGCCAAGUUUAAAAUCGGUGGCUGUGCUGAUAGCUUUAGUUGCAAUAUAUUGCAACUGGCCACAGCCUCCAUUGUCAGACAGACUUCAAAAGUGGAAGAGUUCAGGGAAAAACUUUAAGUUCAAGGAUUUCAAUAUUUUUUACAAAGAUUCUUUGGGUCAAGGCCAAAGUGCUGCCAAUCGAGUGGUGCUUAUUCUUCAUGGCUUCCCAUCAUCAACCUUUGAUUGGUACAAGAUGUGGGAUGGACUGGCAUCUCACUUUGGACGGGUCAUUGCUCCUGAUUUUAUUGGGUUCGGUUUGAGCGACAAACCAAAAGGUCAUUCUUACACCAUGUUUGAGCAAGCUGAUAUCGUAGAGUCACUUCUUGCCAAGCUUGGAGUACAGCAGGUACACAUCCUUGCUCAUGAUAUGGGUGAUACAGUGGCUCAGGAACUCAUAGCAAGACAAAAUGCCCUAAUCAAGUCAAAGAAGAAGUCAAGUCUUAAAAUUCUGAGUGUUUGUUUGACAAACGGAGGCAUUCUUCCGGAAACACUGGAAAUAAGGUUUACCCAGAAGCUCAUGUUGAACCCCUGGAUUGCACCAAUUGGAACAAGAGUGACCAACCGUCUGAUUUUCAGGAAAGCAUUUGGAGAGGUUUUUGGUGAGCGGACACAGCCAACCAUGGAUGAAUUUGAAGAUCACUGGGCAUUGAUGCGUUGGAAUGAUGGAAACCUCAUUGCACACGAUCAAAUACAGUAUCUUCCUCAGAGGUAUGCCAAUAGAGAUAAAUGGGUUGGGGCCCUUCAGGAGACCAAGAUUCCUUUGCACUUGAUAUAUGGCCCAGCAGACCCAAUCAAUCCACCAAACACUUUCCUGAAACGAUACAAAAUGUUGAUGCCAAACUCUGGAGUUACUGAACUAUCUGAUCAUAUCAGCCAUUACCCACAGCUUGAAGAUCCGGACAGUGUCUUUCAGGCCUAUGUGGGAUUCAUGCAUAGUCUCAAAAUCAACUAGGAGUUAAAACCUUUUGAGUUAAAAAAAAUAUCAGUUUAUGAUGAGUCAUGGGAAUAGGUGCAGGUUUUUUUCUCUAUCUCCAAAAAUCAGUCUUCCUUUCGAUUUGAAAACUACAGGUUUGUACAUGGUUUAUUUACAGUAAAAAGAAAAUUAUUUGGAGGAGAUUCAGUU
This is a messenger RNA of Patiria miniata (bat star), 1325 nucleotides long. RefSeq names its product mesoderm-specific transcript protein-like (gene mest). The record is from RefSeq and is a predicted model, not a curated record. The transcript is spliced from 12 exons. NCBI's taxonomy places the organism in Eukaryota, Metazoa, Echinodermata, Asteroidea, Valvatida, Asterinidae. Gene Ontology annotation, molecular function: catalytic activity. Bases 162 to 1154 code for a protein of 330 amino acids.